AUGUCCGGAUUAUUUGGUACAGCGGCUACCACCACCUCGACGAACGCGGCCAAUACUCUCGGUGAUCUCUCGAAAGAUAUUCCCCUCAAUAAUCCUCCAGAGGAUAGUAUUUCCGAUCUUUCAUUUUCGCCAGUUUCCGAACAUUUGGCUGUCGCAUCGUGGGAUAAGAAAGUGAGGAUUUAUGAGAUUCUGUCAAGCGGGCAGAGUGAAGGUAGGGCAUUAUUCGAUUUCGAGGGGCCAGUCUUCAGUUGUCACUGGUCAAAGGAUGGAAAGAAAGUCGUAGGCGCGGGGGCAGACAAAACUGCGCGUGUGAUGGAUCUCGAAAGCAACCAGACAGUAUCGCAAGUCGCCGCGCAUGAUCAACCUAUAAAGGCCGCGAGAUUCUUCACAGCCCCUCAGACAAACGGCGAAAUGCUUGUAACCGGAUCCUGGGAUAAUACUAUUAAGUAUUGGGAUCUGAGAACUCCUAACCCAGUCAUUUCGGUGAACAUGAAUCACAAAGUCUACACCUUAGAUGUGCAGAAGAACGUUUUGGUUGUUGGGACUGCAGAGCGAUUUAUCAAUAUCGUCGACUUGAACAUGCCAGAUAAGAUUAAAAAGACCAUUCAGAGUCCGUUGAAAUGGCAAACUAGAGUUAUUAGCUUAUUCCCGGAUGCGACUGGUUUUGCUGUUGGCAGUAUUGAAGGGAGAUGUGCGAUUCAAUAUGUUGAAGACAAGGACGCCAGUAUGAACUUCUCGUUCAAAUGCCACCGCGAUCCACCUUCAAACAACAUGACCAACGUCUACUCCGUGAACGCGAUAUCAUUCCACCCGAUCCAUGGCACUUUCAGCACUGCUGGAUCUGACGGCACCUUCCAUUUCUGGGACGGAAUCGCCAAGCAUAGAUUGAAGGGCUACCCAAGCGUUGGAGGAACCAUCUCAGCUACAGCAUUCAAUCACACAGGAAACAUCUUUGCCUAUGCCGUUAGUUACGAUUGGAGUAAGGGAUAUUCAAGCAACACACCGCAGUAUCCAAAUAAGAUUAUGCUACAUCCCGUGAACGCGGAUGAGUGCAAACCCAGACCAGGUGUCAAGAAGAGGUAG
Messenger RNA from Sclerotinia sclerotiorum 1980 UF-70, 1083 nucleotides. RefSeq lists its product as hypothetical. The transcript is spliced from 3 exons. Gene Ontology annotation, biological process: transcription-dependent tethering of RNA polymerase II gene DNA at nuclear periphery; RNA export from nucleus. Gene Ontology annotation, molecular function: RNA binding; ubiquitin binding. Bases 1 to 1083 code for a protein of 360 amino acids. The record is from RefSeq and is a predicted model, not a curated record. Gene Ontology annotation, cellular component: nuclear pore. Lineage: Eukaryota; Fungi; Ascomycota; Leotiomycetes; Helotiales; Sclerotiniaceae.